Messenger RNA from Pseudo-nitzschia multistriata, 1011 nucleotides. The record is from the annotation of a GenBank genome assembly. Lineage: Eukaryota; Bacillariophyta; Bacillariophyceae; Bacillariales; Bacillariaceae.
UACCCCGGGUAUUUUAUCCGGCCAGAAGCAAAGAUCUCGGAACUACGACUAUGAAUCUGUCAUGAAGUGGUUUGGAGAAAGAGCGGAUGUAAGUUACAUUCUCGUCUGAUAUCAGAAUAACGCAAUGUUUCUGUUUGUGGAUUAGUUUUUCUUGUUACUUCUUUCCAUCUCACGUCGUGCUACUAUCGGUUGUAACUUCGUGCAGCUUGUCAUCAUCAUGUUUGAUGCACACAAAUUAGAUAUUUCCGAUGAGUUAAAGGGGGUCAUGCAAUUGUUCAUUCCGCACUUAGAUAAGAUACGUGUUGUUCUGAACAAAGCUGAUUCGAUCUCUACACAACAACUGAUGCGUGUCUAUGGGGCCCUGAUGUGGAGUUUGGGCAAGGUCAUGAAUACACCGGAAGUUUGUCGUGUGUUCAUGGGGAGUUUCUGGGACGCUCCCCUUCAAAACACCGAGCAAGCGGAACUUCUGCAACGAGAAGAGACAGAUCUUCUCAACGACAUCAUGAACCUACCGCAGCAGGCGGUCAUGCGAAGAAUCAACGAGUUGGUCAAGCGAGCACGAAGUGUCAAGGUUCACGCUUACAUCAUCCACUAUCUUCGCAAACAACUUCCCUACACUUGGGGAAAGAAAGAAAAACAAAAACGACUAAUUGCACGAUUAGAGUCAGAAUUUUCAGCGGCCGCUAGACGUUAUGGUCUACCAAAGGGAGACUUUCCAGAUCUCGAACCAUUUCGUCGAAAGCUUCUCGAAAUCAAGGACCUGAGUGAAUUCCCAAAAUUAGACAAGAAACUCGUUCGUGAAAUGGACAAGGUUUUUUCUGUCGAUAUACCCCUUCUAUUGGAAAAGGCAAGGGACCACAGAUAGUUCAAUCUUAAAAAAUACUGAUAAUCUUCAACGUUUGRUUUCGAUUCCCAAAAUUAGAUGUCUCACAAACAGAAUGAUUGUAGCAAUUUUCUUCUACGAAGAGAAGUAUCGAAAGUUUUGAUGUCGAAUAACCCCACACCAAUCUA